Messenger RNA from Penicillium angulare, 726 nucleotides. Its product is annotated as uracil phosphoribosyltransferase. The coding region runs from base 1 to 726 and encodes 241 amino acids. The transcript is spliced from 3 exons. NCBI's taxonomy places the organism in Eukaryota, Fungi, Ascomycota, Eurotiomycetes, Eurotiales, Aspergillaceae. The record is from RefSeq and is a predicted model, not a curated record.
AUGUCUACUCCACUCCCCGCAAAUAUCCACAUCUCAACCCACCCUUGCCUCCAAGCAAAGCUUUCUCAACUCCGAUCAGCAAGUACCAGUCCCCGCGAAACAAGAACGCUUGUUCAUGAGAUAGCAUCAAUCAUCGCUGUCGAGGCAUUCUCCACUGGUCUCACAGUUACCAAAACAGGCACAGACAUCACCCCAUUAGGCGCCGAGUAUGAGACGAAAGGCAUCAAUCCAGCAGAUCUAGCUCUGGUCCCAAUUCUAAGAUCCGGCCUAGGCAUGGUAGAAGCCCUAAACGCCCUCCUUCCAACAUCAGUCCCAAUCUAUCACCUGGGACUCUUUCGUGAAAAAAUCACCCUCCAACCAGUAGAAUACUACAACAAUCUCCCCUUUCACCGCGAGGAGCUCUCACCCGCCAGUCCAGCCCUACUCUCACCAACAGAUAGAUCAAAAAACACCGCUGCAGCAACCCUAGCUGUUCUUCUGGAUCCGAUUAUUGCGACGGGCGCAACUGCUGAGGCGGCUAUACAGCUUCUUCGUGAUUGGGGCGUUGAAAGGGUGAUUAUGCUUAAUGUGAUUGCUUCGGAGGAGGGGAUUAGGCGGGUAGCUGGGGUUUGGGAUAAGGUUGAGAUUUGGGUUGGAGCGGUGGAUGAGAAGGUUAAUGAGAAGGGGAUGAUUGUGCCUGGGGUUGGGGAUAUUGGGGAUAGAUUGUUUGUUGCUAUUGGGAAGUGA